Messenger RNA from Penaeus chinensis, 495 nucleotides. RefSeq names its product FAU ubiquitin-like and ribosomal protein S30. Bases 48 to 443 code for a protein of 131 amino acids. The record is from RefSeq and is a predicted model, not a curated record. NCBI's taxonomy places the organism in Eukaryota, Metazoa, Arthropoda, Malacostraca, Decapoda, Penaeidae. Gene Ontology annotation, cellular component: ribosome; cytosolic small ribosomal subunit. Gene Ontology annotation, biological process: translation. Gene Ontology annotation, molecular function: structural constituent of ribosome; protein binding. The transcript is spliced from 4 exons.
UCUCGGCCCAAAACAUCCCUUUCGGACCCUGUCAUCCGCAUAUCAAGAUGCAGAUCUUUGUGCGCUCUGAGGUCACCCAUGUGGUGGAAAAUGCUGAACAACAAACAGUUGGAGAUGUCCGUGCCUUCAUCUGCCAAGCUGAAGGUCUCCCUGAGACUGAGGUGAGGCUGUAUGCUGCUGGAUCACCCCUUGACAAUGACAGCUUCCCCCUGGUCAACCUGAACACUGAUGCCAUUGAUGUCAAUGUUGCCCUUAAGGGAGGUAAGGUUCACGGAUCCCUGUCCCGUGCCGGUAAGGUCAAGGGCCAGACCCCCAAGGUCGAGAAGAAGGAAAAGAGGAAGUCAAAGACCGGCCGUGCCAAGCGUAGGAUCCAGUACAACCGCCGUUUCGUCAAUGUUGUGGCAUCCUUCGGCAAGAAGCGAGGACCUAACAGCAACUCAUAAGUUGAUUUGUACCCUCUAAAAGAAAUGAAAAAAAAUACAACUUGAGACAGCA